GCCUGCGCCUGUGCGUGCGCGUAGGACACCCGGCUUAAAACGCCGCACCCACCACCGGUCUUCUCAUCGCCGCAUCCAUAUUUCUUCUUCUUCGUCCUCCUCCACCUCUCUCCUCCAGAGCACACAGCACACAGCACACGCUCCUCUGAAGGUGACCACCACGCCCCAGGCGGCGCCAUUGCCAUGGCGGACAAGAUCUCCACGGUUGUCCUCAAAGUUGACCUUGAAUGCGCGCGAUGCUACAGGAAGAUGAGGACGGUCCUCUGCAAGAUCCAAGACAAGAUGAACAUCAAGACCAUCUCCUUCGACGAGAAGAGCAACGCCGUGACGGUGUCCGGGCCGUUCGACCCUGACAAGCUGUGCCGGAAGCUCUGCUGCGAGGCCGGCCGGGUGAUCAAGGAGAUGCACGUCAACGGCAGGGAACAGAAGGCGGACAAGGACGGCGGCGGCGAGAAGCAGAAGGCGCCCAAGGACGGCGGCAAGGCCGAGAAGGACGGUGGGAAGGCGGAGAAGCCCAAGGACAGCGGCGGGAAGGCGGACAAGGAGAAGCCCAAGGAUGGCGGCGGGAAGGCGGACAAGGAGAAGCCCAAGGACGCCGCGGCCGCCAAGCCGGAGAAGAAGGUCAAGUUCGACGACGCGCCGCCGGCCACGGACGCCAAGCCCGGCAAGGCCAUGCCGCCGCUGCCGCCCGGCAUGAGCAUGGCCGACCUCGGCCCGCUCCUGGAGAAGAUGAAGCAGGCCAAGCAGCAGCAGGGCGGGGGCGGGGGCGGGCCCCAGCCGCCGCGCGGCGAGCCGAUGAUGGCACCGCCCGUGGCCGCGCAGGGGGUGGCCGUGCCGUCCAUCUGGCCGGCGCCGGCCGGUCCCAUGUCCUACAGCUACGACCCGACGCCGUACGGCCAGCCGUCGUACUACGGCGGGGGCUGCGGCGGCGGGUGCGGCGGGGGGUGCCAGUGCUGCAGGCCGCCCGUGCCGGCCGGCGGGUACUACGGCGUGCCGGUGCACGACCACCAGGGGUGGUACCACGGCAACCGGCAGCCGUACUACCAGCAGCAGCAGCCGUACUGCGGCGAGGACCCCAACGCCGGGUGCAGCGUCAUGUGAUCGGCAGGCGACGCGCCAUGGACAGGGGCAGAGCAAUCAGGCAUCAGUCAUCAGUCAUCAGUGUGUGUGGUCACUCUCCCGUACUCACUCAUGGCCUGCGGUUAAAAUUUUCCUUUUCUUUCUUCCUUCCGUGUCGUGGGUUCUUGUUUAUGUCUAAUUAGGCGUUGAGUUGUGCAUGUGAACAGAGGAGUUGAGCUGUUAUGUUCUUGGUGCCUAGCUUGUUUCUUUAGUUGGUUAUAUUGUCAUGAAUGAAUAUAUCAUACCAGUAA
Aegilops tauschii subsp. strangulata is the source of this 1370-nucleotide messenger RNA. RefSeq lists its product as uncharacterized. Gene Ontology annotation, biological process: regulation of defense response to fungus. Lineage: Eukaryota; Viridiplantae; Streptophyta; Magnoliopsida; Poales; Poaceae. The record is from RefSeq and is a predicted model, not a curated record.